AUGGCCACUCAGUUCGUUAGUUCGUUCUAUCGUUGUCGUAUCGUAUAGGUACUCUUUCUUGUUUUGUUUGUUUUAUUUUGGCAAGUGGCCGGUUUAGUACAGUAUCUUAAAUUGUACAGAAAAUUACAUUGAUACGAAAUGGGAUUCGAUAACGCGCGAAUAGUAUUAGAUAGUCCUAACAAUACCUAUUACGCUGGCCAAACUUUAAAUGGGCGGCUACUGUUUUCAAGUGACAAGGUCAAAAAAUUCAGAGGCAUCUAUGUCCACAUGAGGGGCUACUGCAAAGUCCACUGGACGUCACGGGAACACAAUCCACACUCUCACUCCGAACACGACCGCCACAGGACUGUCAACCAUGACUCCUAUGAGGAUUACUUUGAUCAUAAAAUUUACCUCAGUGGUAGCUCGUCAGGCGACCACCAGUUGCCAGCAGGGCAGCACGACCUUCCCUUCAGCAUCCGCAUUCCAGACAACUGUCCGUCGGCCAUCGAGGGGGAAUACGGAUAUGUGCGCUACGAGCUCAAGGUGGUGGUGGACCGGGCGUUCAAAACUGACCAGGAGCUGAGUGCGCCGCUUAAAAUCCUGUCGCCGUUGGAUUUAAAUAUGGUGCCGAAAGCAAGGGAGCCGAUCAACAUCAAAAUGGAGGACUCGUAUUGCUGCUGGUGCGUGAACGCCGGCUCCUCGGAGACCCUGCUGGAGCUGCCCAGUUCGGGCUACUGCCCCGGGCAGGUGAUCCCCGUCGCCGUCCAGUGUAUCAACCGGAGCACGGAGGAGAUUGAUAUCAAAGUCGCUCUUAAGAAGGAAAUAACGUUCACCGCCCGCAGUGCUCCCGGCACGAAGCACGAGAAAUCAAAGAUUCUAGAGGAGAAGCGAGGCCCUGUGCCGCCGCACUUGACCAAGAGCUGGACCAUAGAGCUCGUCGUGCCGGAGAUGGAUGUGCAUAACCUGAGGAACUGCUCGUUCAUCAGCGUCGAGUAUGAGCUCAAGAUCACCGUAUCUCCCGACGGUUGCCACGACGACAACGAAGACAGUUGCAACUUGAUCUUCGGUAGCAUUCCCUUGGGUGGAACCCAGAUUAUACAGAACCCUCACACCAUAACCCAAUCUCAGGCUUACUCCCAAGCAAUAACCCAACAACCAUAUCCCAGCCCCUACCUACAAUAUCCCAACGCCACUCCAAACCCACCACACACUGGUUUUCAAACCAAUAACUAUCCACCUAACCCACACCUCACGUCCCCCUUCCCACCCAAUCCCUAUCCACCUAGUCCACAAUCGAUCCCUCUUCAAACCUCACCGAACCCCAUGGCACAUAAUCAACCUUCACCUUAUCCUCAAUCUCCGUAUCCCCCUCAUGGGGGACUCUCUUCAUAUCCUAAUAAUCAAGGUCCGUAUCCACCUGGACCUCAGGGGCCAAAUUCUCCAUACCCACCUGGACCUCAGGGGCCAAAUUCUCCAUACCCACCUGGACCUCAGGGGCCAAAUUCUCCAUAUCCACUCGGACCUCAAGGGCCUAGUUCUCCGUAUCCAGCAGCAUUCACAGGGUUCACCCGCGGCGCGGAGCAGGGAGCCCGCGCGCCGCUGCUGCCCCUGCCUAAGCCCGGGUCUACGGCAAGCCCGUACGCCCCCAGUGCUCCGGUGCCUUCCACGCCAGACGACGCUACAAAGCCCCUCAUGAUGGAUGGAGAUCUGGACAAGUCUCAGCCGGCUUACAACCCCAACGUGUGAUGCGAAACAUUGCUCUGAAGCUGUCACCCUCGUUAUCUCCAACAAGACGGAAAAAAAUAUAAAAGAGAUUGGGCAGUUUUGGUUCAAUGUUGCUGAAGUUUGAUUGGUGAUUUUAUAAAAGUUUAGAAAGCUUAAACCGCAUAGAAAAUUCAUCCACUCUCAUAGUGUGCCAUACUUUUUCAUACAAGUUAAAAUUCUUCGAUGUGUAAUAUUUUUGAGGACUAUUUUUGUAAGUCUACAGAAUUAUUCAAAUAUACAUUUUACAGGGCUGCAAUAUUAUGUAUUUACACAAACAAUAUUUACAAAUGUUAUAUUACAUCUACCUCAAUACUCAUUGUCUACCUCGAAGCACAAAUAUUAACGAUAAAUAUAGUCUUCCAUGGAAAUAUGGUUAUAUAGUUACCUUUCUUACAGUUUUCUUUAAAAGAGACAAAAAAUAUUUUAUGAGCCACAUUUAUGACCGUUUCUGGUGCUUUUAUAUUAGAAUGAGGUCUGUCGCGACUGAAUUCACCGCCAGCGGCGCUGGUGUAGUGAAAGGAUAAUUUCUAAUAAUUUUCAAGUUUGUAUUUUAAGCAUGUGCGCGGGAUUUCCUGUGCGCAUGCUUGCAGCAUACGAACCUCAAAAUUUAUUUGACUAAACCAACGGCCCUGGCGGCGAACGCAUUAGCCGUCAUGUAUUUUAAAGCUAUCAUAGCAAUGUCUACAUGUGAAAUUAAAUUAAGGCUUUAGCUUGUAAGCAAAAUAUGAGUUGAGACGAUUUAUUGUUAGCUUCGCGUGCUGCUUGUCGAACUUAUAAAUUGUGGAAAAUACACAUAAAUGUACAAUCGAACACACGAGUUAUGAAUUGUAAUAAAAAAUUAUAGAGUAAUAUUUUUUGUUAUAUGAAAUGAGAUAAUUGCUUAUAUUGUUUUGUGGAAUGAAUUUAUUAUAAAAUGAUUAUUGAUAUUAUCUCAGUUUUUAAAUUUCAAGGACACAUACUUAUUGGGCAAACGGCUGUUUAGAAUAUACAUGUUAUAUACUCGUCUUAUAAGUACUAAUAUUUCAUAUAAAUAUUAUUGGUUUUGUUUUUCUUUUUUAAAUACAGUAUGAUAUUAUAUGGUCGUGACAUUUAUAUUUGCCAAGCACGCACGCUGCAUUUAUGAAUAAAACGCUUUUAGUUAUAUACAAGUAACAUAAUAGUUAGAAUUAAGUACGAUGAUUCAAUUACGUCACAUUUUUAACAUAAUAUAUGAGGUUAUGUUUUAAUAUUACUCAUGCUAAUCCGGGGGAUAAAAAAUCACAUUUGUUUACUAUUUUGAUGUUUAUUGCACUUUUUGAAAUUAUAAUUAUCCAAUAAUCGCCUCUUUAGUUCAAAACUUACUAGAAUACUGCUUAUAAUCCUAUGUUAAAUGUAAAAAAUUGAAGACAUUUUCAUCACAAUAAACAAUUAUUUUAGUGUAGUUUGAUAAGUUUUAUCUACAAGUGAAGAUUGCAACACUAACUAGCUACUUGUUAAAAGGUCCAUCUCCCGCUUUUAUUGACGAAUGUUGCCAUUCGGAUUUUUUUUCUUACGAGUAGUAAACAAUCCUCACAGUACUUAUUAUUGAAAACAAAUCAAAUUGUAUCAUGAGAAACACUAACCACGUUUGCCGCAAAGCGCGGAAAAAAAAUGUAUGGAAACUCAAUGUAUGCAAUCACCUUAAAUAAAACCCAAAUAAUAAAAAAUAAUACAGUUAUAAACCUAAUAUAAUACAUUUGAAAGCGAGACAUUAAAAAAAAUAUGAUAUAUAGACAUGGAAAGAUUGUUUACACAAUAAGACUUGAAAGAAAAAAAUACUUUAUUAUUGCUUUACGAAGGUUUAUUGAGUGGAAUAGUCAACUGGCCUUUCACAUGUAGCUGUGUUGCGCCUUUUCUUCAUAUGGCUUGUUUUACGUAUGUACUUUAAACUGGUGCUUUUAGUGUGUCUGUGAUUGGUAUAACCGAAAUGAUUUUAUAAAUUGAAUUAUUAAUACGAUGUAAUCGUUAUAGUAUACUAUAUAUUUAAGGUAUGAGAUACUCACUAUUUGGACUAUAUAUUUUUUAUCAAAAUUAUUUUUGGAAUGAGGAAUCUUAAUUUUCUUGUAUUUUGGAAGUGACUUUUUGUUUCCUUUUAUGACGAUUUGUCUUGAAUUUAAGUGUGUACAAUCUAUUUUAGAAGUGUUUAUUUUACAAAAUAUAUUAUGAAUAAAUAAAUGUGUAUUACUUUAA
Molecule: messenger RNA, 3954 nt
Organism: Plodia interpunctella (Indianmeal moth)
Lineage: Eukaryota; Metazoa; Arthropoda; Insecta; Lepidoptera; Pyralidae
Product: arrestin domain-containing protein 17-like
Exons: 8
Coding region: 139-1728 (529 amino acids)
Biological process (GO): protein transport
Cellular component (GO): cytoplasm
Source: RefSeq, a predicted model, not a curated record